GCGUGGCGUCAAAGUAUAAUUGUGUUAUAAACAACUUAUCACCAUGCCUGAAGCGUCUGCUGCGAAGACCGCGCCUAAGAAGGGCUCCAAGAAAGCCGUGACCAAGGCGGUCAGCAAGACUGGCAAGAAGAAGAGAAAGACCAGGAAGGAGAGUUAUGCCAUCUACGUGUACAAGGUCCUGAAACAGGUCCACCCUGACACCGGUAUCUCCUCUAAGGCCAUGAGCAUCAUGAAUUCCUUCGUCAAUGACAUCUUUGAACGCAUCGCAUCUGAGGCUUCCCGCUUGGCUCACUAUAACAAGCGUUCUACCAUCACGUCACGGGAGAUCCAGACCGCUGUGCGUCUGCUUCUGCCGGGUGAGCUGGCCAAACACGCCGUGUCUGAGGGAACCAAGGCUGUCACCAAGUACACGAGCUCCAAGUAAACUGGUCUCCUGUCACCGUUACAACCAACGGCUCUUAUAAGAGCCACCACUUCUACCGUGAAAGACAAACUCCUGUACUGUUCAGCGGCUUGUAUGAAUCUUACAAUAAAUUCCCCUAACAAAA
Molecule: messenger RNA, 548 nt
Organism: Cynoglossus semilaevis (tongue sole)
Lineage: Eukaryota; Metazoa; Chordata; Actinopteri; Pleuronectiformes; Cynoglossidae
Product: histone H2B 1.1-like
Exons: 1
Coding region: 44-424 (126 amino acids)
Cellular component (GO): nucleosome
Molecular function (GO): structural constituent of chromatin; protein heterodimerization activity; DNA binding
Source: RefSeq, a predicted model, not a curated record